AUGAACGCCAUCAGGCUCGCCAAGAAGUACCCCCAGCUGGGUCAGGGCGGCAUCAUGGAGCUGCAAAACCAGUUCCUCCAGCUGGAUGCCGAUGACAAAGGUUAUUUGGACGAAGCGACAGCAAUUAAAGCCGUGCAGAACUUGGAGAGGAAGCAAUACGACGUUGUUCGACAGGCUCUCAAGGAAGUGGAAUUGGAUAGCUCGCGGAGAGUCGAGUUUGACGAUUUCGUUGACCUUGUUUCCAAACUGCGACUUGCAGAUACACCGGCAUCAGCACUACCUUCAGCUAUCCCGUCUGGUGUAGUUAGGAGCCGCGCCAGUUCGGCUGCUGGAGGUCCUUUACCACCUUCGCCGGGCAAGAAGCCACCAGCCGGUCAGAUCCGGAUGGGAGGUUCUACGUCAACGUCGCAACAUACCAUCAAUGAGGAUGAACGGACUGAAUUUACGCGCCAUAUCAAUGCCGCUCUUGCGGGAGAUGCGGAUAUCGGCGACAGGUUGCCGUUCCCGACUGAUACCUUCGAGAUGUUUGACCAGUGCAAAGACGGCUUUGUCCUCGCAAAACUCAUUAACGACAGCGUUCCCGACACUAUCGACGAGCGUGUUCUUAAUCGUCCUAAGAAUAAGAAGGCGCUCAACGCUUUCCAUAUGACCGAGAACAAUAACAUCGUCAUCAAUUCCGCAAAGGCUAUCGGCUGCUCCGUCGUCAACAUUGGCGCCGGUGAUAUCAUUGAAGUGCGCGAGCAUCUCAUCCUCGGGUUAAUAUGGCAGAUUAUCCGACGCGGUCUCUUGUCCAAGAUUGAUAUUAGACUCCAUCCGGAACUGUAUAGAUUACUAGAGGACGGUGAGACGCUCGAGCAGUUCUUGAGACUUCCUCCUGAGCAGAUCUUGUUGAGAUGGUUCAACUACCAUCUUAAGGCCGCGAAUUGGAACAGACGGGUGUCGAACUUUUCGAGCGAUGUUAAGGAUGGUGAAAAUUACACUGUCUUGUUGAAUCAGCUUUCGCCGGAUCUGUGCUCUCGAGCCCCAUUGCAGACACGCGAUUUACUCCAACGUGCUGAAGAGGUUCUCCAGAAUGCCGACAAGCUCGACUGCAGGAAGUUCUUGACCCCCAAGUCGUUAGUUGCGGGUAAUUCGAAGCUUAACUUGGCCUUUGUCGCUCACUUGUUCAAUACCCAUCCAUGCCUCGAACCCCUCACUGAGGACGAGAAGGUCGAUAUCGAUGACUUCGAUGCCGAGGGCGAGCGUGAGGCUCGUGUCUUCACACUGUGGUUGAACUCCCUCGACGUUACCCCAUCCAUCAAUUCGCUAUUCGAUGAUCUCUCGGACGGUACUAUUAUCAUGCAGGCAUACGACAAAGUUAUCCCAGGCUCCGUCAGCUGGCGACACGUCAACAAGCGUCCACAGGGCGGCGAGCUCCAGCGCUUCAAGGCUGUCGAGAAUACCAACUAUGCUGUCCAGCUUGGUCAGCAGAAUGGAUUUUCGCUUGUUGGCAUCCAGGGUGCGGAUAUUACAGAUGGACAGAAGAAGUUGACAUUGGGACUUGUUUGGCAAUUGAUGAGGAGGGACAUCUUGAACACUCUGGGCGGAUUAGCGCAAAAGGCUGGUAAGAGGGAAUUGUCCGAUAGGGAUAUGAUUGAGUGGGCAAAUGCAAAGGCAAGACAGGGGGGGAAGCAGACGCAAAUUCGGGGUCUCAAGGACCAGAAUUUGGCGUCGGGUAUUUUCUUGUUGGAUGUGCUUAGUGGAAUGAAGAGCAGCUAUGUGGACUAUGAUCUCGUAACACCAGGACGAACUGACGAGGACGCUUACCUCAAUGCUAAACUCAGUAUUUCGAUUGCAAGAAAGAUGGGGGCUACUAUCUGGUUACUACCUGAGGAUAUCGUCGGACUGCGAACCCGUCUUAUUACCACCUUCAUUGGUAGUUUGAUGGCUGUCCCUCUCUAA
Orbilia oligospora ATCC 24927 is the source of this 1941-nucleotide messenger RNA. RefSeq lists its product as uncharacterized. Bases 1 to 1941 code for a protein of 646 amino acids. Gene Ontology annotation, biological process: actin filament bundle assembly; actin filament network formation. The record is from RefSeq and is a predicted model, not a curated record. The transcript has 5 exons. NCBI's taxonomy places the organism in Eukaryota, Fungi, Ascomycota, Orbiliomycetes, Orbiliales, Orbiliaceae. Gene Ontology annotation, molecular function: actin filament binding. Gene Ontology annotation, cellular component: cytoplasm; actin filament; actin filament bundle.